AAAGACAUGAACCGCACACAGCAUGACUUUUUAUUAGAAGGAUUUUUGAAUCUUAACAAUUUGAGGAUAUUGCUCUUUUUCUGCUUCCUUCCUACGUUCCUCCUUACUCUGGCUGGGAAUAUGCUAGUUAUUCUGCUAGUGCAAUGGCACACUCGUCUUCACACCCCAAUGUACUUUUUUGUCACAAACCUUUCUUUCUUGGAGAUUUGGUACACAAUGACUACAGCCCCCAAGCUUUUGGCUCUUUUACUAACCAAAGACAACAGAAUUUCCUAUGAGUGGUGCUUUGCUCAGCUCUAUAUGUUCCAUGGCUUAGGCAUGACGGAGUGUGCUCUACUGGCUGUAAUGGCGUUUGAUCGUUGCAUGGCAAUAUGUAACCCUCUGAGAUACACCACUAUCAUGAAUGAAAGAAUGUGUAGAGCACUGGCCGUCAUCUGCUGGACAUUUGGGUUCUUGGCAUCAGUUAUCCCUACAACAUUGACUCAAAAAGUUCCUCUAUGUGGGCUAUAUUAUAUUGACCAUUAUUUUUGUGACCUAGCACCUCUUCUGGCCUUGGCUUGUACAGACACUUCAUUUACUUCUGCCAUGAACAGUAGUGUAAUUGGAUUUGCCACUAUGUUUAACCUUGUGUUCAUCAUAAUAAUGUAUAUAAAUAUUAUAUGGGCUAUUAUGAAGUUAAAGUCCAACACAGGGAGAAUGAGGGCCUUCUCCACUUGUUCUUCUCAUCUAAUUGUUGUAGUGAUGUUUUAUAGUGCUGCUUUUACUGUUUAUGCCACCCCAAAAGGAUCAUGGCCUACUAGCUAUGACAAGCUAAUUGCUAUUGUUUAUACUAUUGUUACCCCAUUGUUAAAUCCUAUAAUUUACACUUUACGGAAUAAUGAAGUAAAGAUAGCUUUAAAAGAAACAAUACAAAGUAAAUUGGAGACACUGAAAUUGCAUUGA
Molecule: messenger RNA, 942 nt
Organism: Xenopus laevis (African clawed frog)
Lineage: Eukaryota; Metazoa; Chordata; Amphibia; Anura; Pipidae
Product: olfactory receptor 6N2-like
Exons: 1
Coding region: 7-942 (311 amino acids)
Source: RefSeq, a predicted model, not a curated record